GAAGUUGCCCAGUCCCGGUGACCGGAAGUUCUCCGUGGACGCUGGGCGGCUGAAAGCUCCGGAACUGCGCCUGCGCUUUUCAGAAUAUUGUGAGGAUUGAGAUGACAGGAGAGUGUAUGUCCCAGAGAGUUGCUCAAUAAAUAUAUGUUGCCUUCCACUGUGAAGAGCUGUAAAGAUGUCUGACAAGAACCAGAUAGCUGCCAGAGCCUCCCUUAUUGAGCAACUGAUGUCCAAAAGGAAUUUUGAGGAUCUUGGCAACCACCUUACUGAGCUAGAAACAAUUUAUGUGACUAAGGAACAUCUCCAGGAGACAGAUGUGGUGAGAGCUGUAUACAGAGUCCUCAAAAACUGCCCCUCUGUGGCUUUGAAAAACAAAGCCAAGUGCUUGCUAUCAAAGUGGAAAGCUGUUUAUAAAGAGACUCACUCCAAAGCGAGGAACAGCCCUAAAUUAUUUCCUGUGAGGGGUAAUGAAGAAAAUUCAGGACCUUCUCAUGACCCAAGUCAGGAUGAGACACUGGGCAUCUGCAGCUCGAAUUCUCUAUCUUCCCAAGAUGUUGCAAAACUCAGUGAAAUGAUUGUGCCUGAAAAUAGAGCCAUUCAAUUGAAACCUAAGAAAGAGCAUUUUGGGGAUGGUGGCCCUGAAUCCACUGGUAAGAGAUUGAGUGAGUUGCUGGAUCCCACAACACCCAUGAGAACUAAAUGCAUAGAGCUUCUUUACGCAGCUUUAACUAGUUCUUCCGCAGAUCAACCCAAAGCUGAUUUGUGGCAAAACUUUGCAAGAGAAAUUGAAGAGCAUCUUUUUACCCUUUAUUCAAAGAAUAUCAAAAAAUAUAAAACUUGCAUCAGAAGCAAAGUUGCCAAUUUGAAGAACCCCAAAAAUUCUCACUUACAACAAAACUUGCUCUCUGGUACCAUGUCUCCACGAGAAUUUGCUGAAAUGACUGUCAUGGAGAUGGCAAACAAGGAACUGAAGCAGUUGAGAGCCUCCUACACAGAAUCUUGUAUCCAGGAACAUUACCUUCCCCAAGUAAUUGAUGGCACACAGACAAAUAAAAUAAAAUGCAGACGCUGUGAGAAAUACAAUUGCAAAGUCACUGUAAUUGACAGAGGAACACUUUUCCUUCCCAGCUGGGUGCGGAAUUCAAACCCAGAUGAACAAAUGAUGACUUAUGUAAUUUGUAAUGAAUGUGGGGAGCAGUGGUACCACAGCAAGUGGGUGUGCUUUUAACUGUAAAUGAGUGUUCUCUUAACAGAUAACCUGAGUGAUUGAUACCUUUUAUUUGUACAACCCUUCUGUGCUUUUAAAAAUCUUGUACACACUACUCUCUAAAACAGAAGAAGGAGGAAAGAAAGUCGUUCCUGAAGCUGACACCACCAUCCCUAAAAGUUACAGUUUGGGGAAAGGGAGUGGAUGACUUUGUAUUGUGAUGAAUUUGUAUUGUGCCUUGUGGCCAUUUAAUACCUUACUGUAGACAGAGUGUGGGUGAGAACAGCCCAGCAUAAACUGGGAGCCUGUGGGAAAUGCAUCCCAGGCCUCACACCAUUGAAUCCGAAUCUGCAUUUUAGCAGGAUCCCCAGGUAAUCUUCCAGGAUGGGAUAGUUUGAGAAGAGCUGCUUUAGCAGUAGGCCUGUGGCUCUCAGCAGUGGCUGCAUAUUAGAGUCAUCUGGGAAGCUUUGAAAACCCACUGGUGCUGAGACCCCACCCUAGAACAAUUCAGUUGGAACCUACGAGAUGGGACUCAGGCAUCAACAUUUCUUUUUUCAUUCCUCAAGUUAUUUUAAGAUGCAGUCAGAGUUGAGAACUACUCAGAAAUAGGCUCUCAUUUGAUCCUUUGUACAGCUCUAAGACAAGAGUGUUAUUCCAGGCACUUCAUGAAUGAGGAAACAGGUCCACAGAGGUGUGGUGACAUGCCCAAGUGACACAACCAUAAAUAGUACCAAUUCAGACAGAUCCCGGAUUUUCUUCCUCCAGACUCACUGAGACUGGCUCAAUAUCGACUUCUAAGAAAUGUAUUCCUGGAGGUUGGGGAUGAAAUGAAGAAUGUGUUUAGACUCCAACACUGGGUGACUAGAUCUUCAUUCUUUUCCCCUCUCUUUUCCCAUUUACAGGUCUCCCUUCAACCACAAAAGUCACCCUGGAACUCAUCCCACAGUUAGAAUUUUGUUUGGAACCCUCUUGCUUAGUUGAAGGAGUUGUUUUUUUGUUGUUGUUGUUUUUGUUUUUGUUUGUUUGUUUUCCCUGUGAACAGGUUUUCGGGGAUAUAUAAACUCUAGGAUGUUUAGUUUCUGAUGUCAGGAGUCUUCAUGUUCUCAAGGACAAGUGUCCUUGAGAUGGACAUUAAUGGUCAUUAGUCUGUCAGAGGAAGCCCAUCACCUUAGCCUUUGAAUGUAGAAACAGGCAGGCAUUUAUCUAAUAAAUGAAUUGAAGACUAAAUUACCUCUUUGAGGCCUUUGCAAACAGUGUUUAACCAGUUUACAUAAUUGUUUGAAUACAACAAGCCUUCUAUGUGAUUAUGGCUGAUUUUUUUUCCUUAAAAAACUGAUAGAAUGUUCAUUGUUUUAUAGUUUUAAAAAGUUUACUUUGGCGGUCUCUACAAACCUACACAUUUCACUUUCUCACCAAUUCUUUUCUCCUAACUCUCUUCCUUUGUUGGAGCUCUGAAGGCCUAACUAUAUACACUUUACCUGCCUGACAGAAUUCUCCAAAACAUGCAUAAAAGUAAAAUAUGGUCGUAUUUUCAAAUAAUUUGGAAGAGUCGGUUCAAUGCCAUCAAGUGUGAAAUCUAUUUUGAUAUACUUUCUCCCCGUGUCUUCCCAGGGCUGCUUUUUGUGAUGAAACAUGUUUAGUUCUUAACUUGCAAGGUCAUCUAAAACUUAAAGUUUCACAAAGUGUGGUUUCAUAUGACUUGGAAUGAUCUGAAAAACUAUUCAGUGGUUACGAAAGAGCACAGCACAUAAAAACCAAAUUUGAUUAGUUCAAGUCAGUGUUUAUGUUUUGCUUUGGGGGUUUGUGUAUAUGUGUGUAGUUUUUAUUUAUAUUGGAAUUUGGUAAACUAAAUGUUCAGACAAAUAAAAGUACUUGAAAUGGAAA
Molecule: messenger RNA, 3091 nt
Organism: Mandrillus leucophaeus (drill)
Lineage: Eukaryota; Metazoa; Chordata; Mammalia; Primates; Cercopithecidae
Gene: TCEANC
Product: transcription elongation factor A (SII) N-terminal and central domain containing
Exons: 3
Coding region: 176-1228 (350 amino acids)
Biological process (GO): DNA-templated transcription
Cellular component (GO): nucleus
Source: RefSeq, a predicted model, not a curated record